Molecule: messenger RNA, 2115 nt
Organism: Postia placenta MAD-698-R-SB12
Lineage: Eukaryota; Fungi; Basidiomycota; Agaricomycetes; Polyporales; Adustoporiaceae
Exons: 11
Coding region: 1-2115 (704 amino acids)
Source: RefSeq, a predicted model, not a curated record
AUGAAUGGCCUUAACAUCAUUAUUCCUGACAUGUUAUAUGCGCUCGCCACUGAGCACUCCCCACGCGAAAAUACUCCUGCGCUUUCGGACGACACUGGCAGCUCCUCUUCACGCGAAAGCUCUCCACCGGCUACACCUGUCUCUGGACUCAGCCGUGCACCAUCUAUCUCUUUUGAUGACAAUUUUAAGCAUAUACCCACUGGCGAUGGCACCGACAUCAAGAUUGUUGAACCAGACGCGGACUCCUCGCCACCAGAAGAUAUCACGCGUCCGCUGAAACGGAGACGGUUGGCGGAAACAAGGGCUGCCGAAGUCCGCGCAGAGAGUGUGCUGCCGCCUGAUACCUCGAACGGCAUGACCAAGGCCGAUGACGGCGCAUUUUUCGGUCUUGAGCAUAUAUGCAUCAGCAACUGCACGAGUGUCGGGGACGUCAAGCCCAACUCGGAUGAGGGGCACCCGUCUCUUGCAUACGUCUCCCGUCCAUUGAAACGGAAACGAUGCGCGGACACGAGCCCUGAUGACGUUCGCGCAAAGAGAGUGCGCACAUUUAGCAUUUCGAGCGACGCAACCAAGGCUCAGGACCGCGCUUCUUUCGGUCUUGGGUAUAUACCCAUCCACGACUGCGCAAAUAUCAGGGUCGUCGAACCAGACGCUGCUCAUGCGGACUCUCCCGGUAUUGAUCUACACGCGCCACUUGAAGCCAUCGCUCGCCCGCCGAAGCGAAAACGGUGUGCAGACACGACGACCGAUGAGGUCCGUGUCAAGAGAAGGCGGUUGUCUGACAGUCCGAGCAACGCGUCAAAGCUCAAAUAUGGGGGUCCUUAUGGACCUCACCCUAGAUGCAUGAUCACUGGGUGCGUGUCCGCUGAGGUGGAGGCGUGUUAUAUCCUGCCUCCCGACACGCCUCAACCGUCGGACGACCUCCGCACGCCUAUUGAUUCUAGCUCCGCCUAUUGUAGCACGCCUGCAAACAUCAUAUUCCUUCGACACGACCUCCGUAUACUAUGGGAAACGAACCGCCUGCUGAUGAUACCCCAUCCCGACCAUCUAGACCACCGCGAUACCCGCCCUGUCUAUAAAUACUACGUCAUUGCAGAAGAUGAGCACCCUCCAGACUCGUGCACCCCCAAAGAUUAUACCCUCACACCUCCGGUCGCGACGGCUUGUAGCUCGUAUCGCUCGCUGGGGUGGCAUGAACUGGGUGCGAAUUUGCAUCUAAUGACAAUUCGAGUGGGCCGUGAAUUCAUGAAGCGACCGCUCCACUACGAGCAUCAUCUAUCUAAGGACGCUCUUGCUCAUAUACCCACUGUCACGCCCGUCUACGCAGAUGUGAUCGAGCCGGUCCUCUCCCAUAUCAAACGCGACUCGCCAGUCGAAGUCAUCCCCCGCCUGCCAAAGCGAAAAUCGUGCCCGGACACAGAGACUGGUGCAGUCCCUGCCAAGAGAAUGCGAAUGUCGGUCUCUACAAGUGAGACAUCCAAGGUUGAGGACGGUGUUCCUUUCGGACCUCACCCAAGGUGCAUGAUCACUGGCUGCGUGUCUGCUGAUGUGGAGGCGUGCUAUAUCCUGCCUCCCGACAUGCCUCAGCUAUUGAUUGACUACAUGAUGUUCAACAUGCGCACUAAAUACAACGCCCUCCGUUGUCACAUACCUGCGAAUAUUAUAUUCCUCCGACGCGACCUCCGAGAGCUUUGGGAGACAAAUCGCUUAUUGAUGAUACCACAUCCUGAUCAUUUGCAGAAACUCGAUCGUUGCGCUGCCUACAAAUAUUGCAUCAUCGCAGAGGAAGAGCACCCUCCAGACUCCCUACACACCACUACUACUGUCCCCAAGACUGUCGCCUUCAUCAAUUUGGCGUCCUCCCAGUCUCGGACAGACAGACCAUCUUCGUGGGAACUUUUCUAUGACAGCAAUGCUGAAUGGGGUGACACGCUCGAGACGCCCUCGCUCGACGAUCCCUGGUGCCUCGUGCCGUGCUCGAUCUUCCUAGUCGCUAUCCUCGCGCCGCGCAUCGAGCCCUCAUACGGCGGCGUCGGUGCUCUCGUUCUCGUCGAUCUCUUCGAACCCGACGGCACAUUUUUCUGUCCACAGUUGUCACGAGCACGUCUUGAGUAA